AUGUAUGAGCUAAAAGUAAAUAAGGUAUAUAAAUUUACUGAUUUAUAGUUGAGUGUGAAAAAAAAUUCAAUACACAAAAUAAUGAGUUCUUAAUUGAAAGAAGUUUGAGUAAUUAAACAAAAAAUAACAAAUUUCUAUCUUAAAUUUUAACUACCCUGAGUUUUUACAAAAAAUUAUUUACAAGCUGUCAAAUGAGAUUUCUAACAUAACAAAAGUAUCAAUACAUUCUAUGCUUAGGUGUGAUAAAUGGCUACCUUCAAACCAUCAUCCUGUAUAUUUAUAAUUUGUUUGA
This is a messenger RNA of Paramecium octaurelia, 292 nucleotides long. The record is from the annotation of a GenBank genome assembly. NCBI's taxonomy places the organism in Eukaryota, Ciliophora, Oligohymenophorea, Peniculida, Parameciidae.